This is a messenger RNA of Gadus macrocephalus (Pacific cod), 13353 nucleotides long. Its product is annotated as neural-cadherin. The coding region runs from base 337 to 9351 and encodes 3004 amino acids. NCBI's taxonomy places the organism in Eukaryota, Metazoa, Chordata, Actinopteri, Gadiformes, Gadidae. The transcript has 37 exons. The record is from RefSeq and is a predicted model, not a curated record. Gene Ontology annotation, biological process: homophilic cell-cell adhesion. Gene Ontology annotation, molecular function: calcium ion binding. Gene Ontology annotation, cellular component: cell-cell junction; plasma membrane.
GGCGGAUAGAGAACGGCACUGAGCAGAGUCGCGCGCACUCGAGCAAUAAGGAGUUGUUUUUUUUCGCGCGUCAGGGCACGCGCAUCACCGGGCAGUGCGUUGCUCGAGACGGCGGAGGAGACGAGACGAGAAGAGCAAGAGAACACGGAGCCAAAGUUCUGCCGCGUCUAUCGAAAGAAAAAAGAUGCUUCCUUUAAAAAUCCACGGAGCUGCGUUUAUCUUGUAGAACAGUUUGGAGCGAAGGUGGAUACAAAGUGUGCCGAUGGAUAUUCACUAAAAAAAAAAACACUAUUCCAGUAUACCCUAGUGAGGUGGAGCGCUUGAUUGUGCAGCCGAAUGAACGCACCAGGCAUGAUCUGGACUGUCUUUUUCCUCCUUUUGGUGUCCUCUGCUUUCGGAAAAGACACCGAGCGGGUGCCUUUCUUCCAGGGGCAUGUGUUUGAGAACUCUUCCCCGGGAUCCCGGGUCAACGGGCUGAGCGUCCCGCUGCAACGGUUCGGCUCCCAGGGAUGUUGCGGCUCUGGCUCUAGCUCUGGCUCUGGAGCGCUUGCUGCCGUGGAGGCGCCGCGCUUCAAACUCAUCGGCGACGGCAGCGAGAGAUUCCGCGUCGUGGCCCACCACAAACGAGGUCAUCUCUUGCUGAAGACGUGGGUCGCGUUGGACCGGGAGGAACGCGCCGAGUACUCGCUGGUUCUGGGGCUCCUCGGCUGCGGGGGGCACGGCGCGGGGCUGCAGGAGGGGGACUCCUCGGUGCGGUUUGCCCGGGUGGCUACGCUCCAAGUGGAAGUUUUGGACACCAACGACCACGAGCCCACGUUCGUCGGCGCGGACGUGCGGCUGAGUGUGGACGACGCCACGGCUCUGCGCACCGUGGUGCACACCGUGACCGCGUGGGACCGCGACAGCGGCUCCAACGCGGACAUCAAGUACUUCGCGGUUCCGAAAAACGGGAGUUUUUACGUGGUGCCCAAAACCGGAGACGUCCUUCUGGUUGACUCGAUCCUGGGGCUGACGAGUCCGGUGAAGUUCAAAGUGUUUGCCCGUGACCACGGAUGGCCUCCCCGCACGAGUAGAGGCAUAACCAUAGAGAUGACCCCCCGGCGAUGGCCCGCGUGUCCCCCCUCUCACUGUCCCCCGACUACAACACACUCACCCGGCCAGGGGGCCCCUCGGAGAGCGUCCCGGUCAGUGUUGGAAUCGGACGAUCCGGUGUUGAUUAACGUGUCCGAGGACGCGGGGAUCGGGUCGGUGGUGAUGAACCUUAACCCGGUGCGGUUCCAGUCCCCCACCUUUGAGCUGGUGGACUCGGACACCGAGAGCUCACUGGUAAGUGUGAGCCGGGAUACCGGAGAUAUCGUGAUAUCGCGGAAGCUGGACCGGGAGACCAACCCUCUUGUGGAGAUCACGGUGAAAGUUCAGGAUAAAAGAGGUCCUGACUGGUACCUGGUGCGGGUGGAGAUGACGGUGUCGGACGUGAACGACAACGUGCCAGAGUGGAGCAUGGUGCCCGUGCCGUACCUGGCGGUGGUGUCCCCGGACGCGGUCCCAGGCUCCCUGGUCUACCAGCUCCUGGCUCGAGACGAUGACGGCGGGGACAACGGAGAGGUGGAGUUCUUCCUCUCAGACGGCGGCGACGGGCGCCUGGAGGUGGACCGUAAGAGCGGCCAGGUGCGGACCACCGGGCUGCCCCUGCAGCGGGACCGAGAGUACCUGCUGACGGUGGUGGCGGCGGACCGCCUGGGCAGCCGCAGCGCCCCGGCCACCGUCUCGGUGGUGGCGGGACCCCGGCCCCCGCAGUUCUCCAACGCCUCCUUCACCAUCGCCAUACCCGAGAACACCCCCGAGGGCCAGCCGUUCCUUACCACGCCGGCCCUUUCCUUCCAGAAGGAGCCCAUCAGCUACAGCCUGCUGAUCAACCCCAGCAGCCUGUUCUCCAUCUCGGCGGAGAGCGGGGAGAUCAGCCUGACGCGCUCCAUCGACUACGAGGGCGACCAGCACCGCUACUUGCUGCUGGUCAGGGCCAACGAGGGCGUGGACAGCCUGAGCAGCGCCGCCGAGGUGCGUGUGGUUAUUGUGGAUGAAAACGACUGUGUGCCCGAGUUCCUGCAGUCCAUCUACAGCAAGGACAGCGUGCCGGAGACCGUAACCACGGCAACCUCCCUCCUGCAAGUGUCUGCCAGUGACUGCGACUCAGAGGAGAACGCCGAGCUGACCUACUACACGCUGAGCCCGGACUUCACCAUCUCCCCGCACGGCACCAUCUUCCCCGCUGGCCCGCUGGACUUCGAGAGACCCAACCAUCUGUACGAGUUUGUGGUGAUGGCGGUGGACCGCGGCCAGGCUCCCCGGACCGGCACGGCCACCGUGCGCAUACGAAUGGCCAACAUCAACGACGAGGUGCCCGAGUUCUCCCAGCAUGUCUACAGGACAUUUGUCUCGGAGGAUGCAGGGCCCAACACACUGGUUGCCACGGUGCUGGCAAAGGACCCGGAUGGCGACGGGAUUACCUACAAAAUCACAACAGGGAACGAGGAGGGGAACUUUGUCAUCGACAGCCAGAAAGGACUGAUCCGUCUGCGUUCAAGCCCGCCCCCACGACUCCAGGGGGUGGAGUACAUCCUGAACGUCACGGCGACGGAUGACAACGCAUCAGGUGGUCCGCAGUCUCUGUCCUCCACAGCCCAGGUCAUCGUGGGGGUGGAUGACGUCAACAACAACAAACCAGUCUUCGAAAAGUGCCAGCAGUACCGGGACCGGACCUCGGUGCUGGAGAACCAGCCGGCUGGGACCUUCGUGCUGCAGGUGCAGGCGGUGGACGCGGACGAGGGCUCCAACGGCCGGGUGUCCUACGGCUUCAUGCACAAGGACUCCACCGUGCCCGCCUUCAGCAUCCACCCUGAGACAGGGGUGAUCGUGACGGCGAGGAAGUUUGACCGGGAGCGCCAACGGGAGCACGCCGUGACGGUCACCGCCACCGACCAGGCCACUGACCCUCUCAUCGGCAUCUGCCAGCUCAGCAUCCUCAUCCUGGACCACAACGACAACAGCCCCAAGUUUGAGAACCUCCGAUAUGAGUAUUUCCUUCGUGAGGACACCAUGAUUGGUACCAGCUUCUUAAGGGUGGCGGCUCACGAUGAUGACUUUGGCUCCAACGCCGCCGUCACCUACUCCAUGUCCAAUGAGCAGCCAGAAUACCUCCGGGUCAACCCUCUGACCGGCUGGGUGUUCGUCAACCAGCCCAUCUCUCAGAGGACCUACAUCACCAGGGAGAUCGUUGCGACAGAUGGGGGAAACAGGAACAGCUCCGUGGAGCUGGCGGUCACCAUCACCAAUGUGAAGAACCAGCCCCCACAGUGGGAGAGGGAGAGCUACGACGUUGUCAUAGCGGAGAACACCGUCCGGGACACGCCCAUAGUGACCAUCAAGGCCACCUCGCCGCUGGGGGACCCCCGUGUGACCUACAACCUGGAGGAAGGCCUGGUGCCGGAGACCAACAUGCCCGUGCGCUUCUACCUGACGCCCAACCGGGAGGACGGCUCCGCCUCCAUCCUGGUGGCCGAGCCGCUGGACUACGAGACAACCAGGAACUUCAUGCUGCGCGUGCGGGCCCAGAACGUGGCGGCGGUGCCCCUGGCCGCGUUCACCAUCGUCCACAUCAACGUCACAGAUGUGAAUGACAACGUCCCCUUCUUCACCUCGUCCAUCUACGAGGCCUCGGUCACGGAAGGGGCAGAGUCUGGGACGCUAGUCUUUCAAGUUUCUGCUAACGACCUGGACCUCGGCAUGAACGGCAAGAUCACCUACUCCCUGCUGGCAGACAGGAGUGGAGACCACGAGUUCUUCCGCAUCGACCCGGAGCUGGGCUCCAUCUACAGCCAGGCGGUGUUUGACAGGGAGACCAAGGGCUCCUACCUGCUGGAGGUCCAGUCGGUGGACGGCUGGGAGUCAGCCCGGCCCGGCAAGCAUGGACAGCCCAACUCAGACACUGCGUACGUGCGCGUGUUCAUCAGCGACGUCAACGACAACCGGCCGGCGUUCGCCCAGGCGGACUAUGAGGUGGCGGUGGAGGAAGACGCCGACGUGGGACUCGCCAUCCUCACCGUCAGCGCCAACGACGGAGACGAGGGGGCAAACGCCAAGCUCCGCUACCAGAUCACCGCGGGGAACACUGGAGGUGUAUUCGACGUGGAACCAGAGGUGGGAACCAUCUUCAUCACCCAGACCCUGGACUACGAGCAGACCAAAAGGUACCAGCUGCACGUGGUGGCGUCGGACGGCAAGUGGGAGGACUCCACCACGGUGGAGGUGAGCGUGGUCAACAAGAACGACGAGGCGCCCGUGUUCACCGUCAACGAGUACUACGGCAGCGUCACCGAGGAGCUGGACGGCUCGCCCGUCUUCGUGCUGCAGGUAACGGCGUCCGACCCGGAUAAAGACGCCAACCAGGAAGCGCUGCGCUACUCUCUGCACGGCCAGGGCGCAGACAGCGAGUUCAUCAUCGACAAGGGCACGGGAAAGAUCUACGCCCAGCGCACGCUGGACCGCGAGGAGCGUACCGUGUGGCGCUUCGUGGUCAUGGCGACGGACGAGGGCGGCGAGGGGCUGACGGGGUUCACCGACGUCAUCAUCAACGUGUGGGACAUCAACGACAACGCGCCCGUCUUCACGUGCACGCCCAGCUGCCACGGCGACGUGGCCGAGAACUCGCCGGCGGGCACCUUGGUGAUGGAGAUGACCGCCACGGACCAGGACGACUCGGCCGUGGGCCACAACGCCGUGCUGUCGUACCGCAUCGUGGGCUGCGUGGACGCCGCCUUCGGCGAGGACGCGGGCGGAGGCGGAGUCUCGGCCCACAUGGACAUGUUCUCCAUCAACGGCACCACAGGGACCAUCACCGUGGCGAUGGCGGGGCUGGACCGGGAGCAGAUGGACUCGUACCUGCUGGUGGUGGAGGCGCGGGACGGAGGGGGCAUGACGGGCACCGGGACGGCCACCAUCAGGGUCCGGGACAUCAACGACCACGCGCCCAUCUUCACGGAGCACGCCUGUCUGGCCAGGGUCUCGGAGAAGGCGGACAUCAACGCAGAGGUCCUGGACCUCUCUGCGGUGGACCGCGACGCCGGGGAGAACGCCCAGCUGACCUUCAGCGUGGUGGCCGGCGACCCCGAGCAGAAGUUCUACAUGGUCAGCCAUCGGCAGGAGCAGCGAGGGAGCCUGCGCAUGAAGAAGCGGCUGGACUACGAGCGACCCAACGAGCAGAGAUUCAACCUUACCUUGAAGGUGGAAGACCUGGACUUCUCCAGUCUCCUGCACUGCGUGGUGGAGGUGGAGGACUAUAACGACCACCCCCCCGUCUUCAUCCCACACUUCAUCUCCCUGGGCCCGCUGUCCGAGGAUAUCGCCAUGGGAACCAGCGUUGCGCGGCUGGCGGCUAGCGAUUCGGACUCAGGCCAGAACAGGGACCUGACCUACAGCCUCUUGGACGAGUCCGACCCGGACGGCAUGUUCGCCAUCGACCAAGCGGGCGUGGUCACCGUGGCCCGGCCGCUGGACCGCGAGGCCUCAACUCAGCAUCACUUGAUCGUCAUAGCGACGGACCACGGAAUCCCUCCUCUGACGGGUAGCGCCACGGUGCAGCUGUCGCUGUUGGACGUGAACGACAACGGGCCAGAGUUUGAGGCCGUGUACACUCCCGUCAUUUAUGAGAAUGUCUUCGGCCCUCAGCUGGUGAAGAUGAACCAAACCUCCACCCUCAUUCACGUGGUGGACCGGGACUCCUCCCAGAACGGGCCGCCCUUCCACUUCUCCGUCCCGCCCGACUAUCGCCAUAGCAACGACUUCUACCUGCAGGACAACCUUAACGGCACGGCCUCGCUCACGGCCCUGAGGACGUUCGACCGCGAGCGCCAGAAGGAGUUCCUCAUCCCCGUCGUCAUGAGCGACAGCGGCGUGCCGGCCAAGACGGUCACCAGCAUGCUGACGGUAACCAUCGGCGACCAGAACGACCACGCCCACCUGCCCGGAGAGAAGAAGAUCAUGAUCAACAGUCACAGAGGUCGCUUGCCUACCACUGUGCUGGGCAAGGUCUACUCUCCUGAUCCCGAUGACUGGGACAACAAGACCUAUGUUGCUGAAGGACACAUGCCAAGCUACUUCAUGCUGAACAAGCGCACAGGCUUCCUGAUCAUCAAGGACAAUGCCCCGCCAGGCAGCUACGAGUUUGAGGUCCGCGUCACCGACGGCAUCUGGCCCGACGCUGUCUCCAAGGUUACCGUCCAUGUGAGGGAGCUCCGGGACGAGGCCAUCCACAACUCGGGGUCCCUGCGCCUCACAGACAUCACAGCGAGAGAGUUCCUGGAGCCCCGGGAAAGGCUGCGGAGCCGCUACGACCUGCUGGUAGACUUCCUGUCCGAGAUGCUCUCCGUCACCCCCGAUGACAUCAACGUCUUCAGCCUCAUGGACGUCCGGGAGAAAACGCUGGACGUGCGCUUCGCCGUGCACACCGCACAGUCCUAUCUACAGCCGGAGAAGCUGCACGGCUACCUGGUCGCCCACAAACAGAAGCUCCAGUCCUUCCUGCAGGUCAACGUGUCCCAGGUGCGGGUGGACGAGUGCCCCGGCUCGGACUGCGACGGCGCCAGCGGCUGCACCACCACCCUGAGCGUGCGCGACGCCCUGACCGUGGUGGACUGCGGGCCCGUGGGCCUGGUGUCGGUGACGGUGGAGCCCAUGGCCGUGUGCACGUGCCCGGGCCGAGACCACUCGCACCAGCCCUGCGGAACCUACCCGAGGAGCCCCUGCUUCAACGGCGGCACCUGUGUGGACACACAGAACGGCUACAGGUGCCAAUGCCUGGCGCAGUUCGAGGGGCCCGAGUGUCAGCAGAACAAACGCAGUUUCCACGGUAACGGCUAUGCGUGGUUCCCGCCGCUGGCGCCGUGCUUUGAGAGCCACGUGUCGCUGGAGUUCAUCACGGAGCAGGUGGACGGCCUGCUGCUGUACAGCGGACCCUUGGCCCAGCUGCUGCCCUGGGACCAGGAGGACAUCAUGGCUAUAGAGUUAAUAGAUGGCACCCCAACCCUGAAGAUCAACCAUGGCUCUGGCACGUUGGUGCUCCAGUUGCCAGGCAACGUGAAUGUGGCAGACCGGAGGUGGCACCGUUUGGAUGUCCACAGCAACAGCAAGGAGGUGCGGUUCACACUGGAUCGCUGUGCAGGAGCCACAGUGAUGGAGAUGGAGGGGCUUGGCAGUUGGCUGACCACCGAUGACCACUCUUCCUGUGAAGUGACGGGUGUCACUCCAAACACAGACCGACACCUGAACAUGAGCCAAGUGCUCCAGUUAGGGGGUGUGAACGAGGAGGUCCCAUACAUGUACCCUCAGCUCCAGCACAAACACUUCAGCGGCUGCAUCCGGAACCUCGUCGUGGACAGCAAGCUAUAUGAUCUGGGCUCCCCGGCUGACGCCCAGUCCAGCUCCCCGGGAUGCCUGACCACGGACGCCAGCUGUGUCAACAUGGGCUACCCGUCCUGCGGACACCGCGGCCGUUGCCAUGGUGAAUGGGGCUCCGUCAGCUGCCAGUGCAUGGCGGGCUUCACCGGCCAGCAGUGUGAAGAAGAUGUUCCAGAGUACUCUUUUGACGGGCGCGGUCACGUGCACUACCACCUGGUGACCCCGAUGGCAGCCCGGAGGACGUGGAUUCAGGUUCUGAUCCGAACCCGCAAGCACAGCAGCACCAUCGUCUCCCUCAUCUCUAAGGAUCAGAGCGAAUACCUGCGCCUGGAGAUCUUCCAGGGCCUGCUCUGCGUCGUGUACAACCUGGGAGACGGACACUACAACCUGACCCUGCCCGCGCAUCGCCUUGACAACGGGGAGUGGCACGAGGUGUUGCUGGAUCGCUACGACAACGAGAUGACACUGCGGCUGGACGGCGGCGGGGGUCGGCGGGAGGUCACGGGGUCGCGGGGUCGCAGCCGGGAGAUUGUGGUGGACACCACGGCGGUGACCGUCGGGAACUCCCUGCCUUCUAGCGGCAACAAGAGCUUUCAAGGUUGCAUGAGGGACCUACGCAUCAACGGUCGCUACAUCCCCAUGGACGGCCAUCCGCGAGACGGUGUUUCCCAGGUCAGCAUGCAGGGUCUCUCCUUGGGCUGCUCUUCGGACUCCUGCAAGAGGAACCAGUGUGCCCCUCCCUUCACAUGUGUGGACCUGUGGAGAGUGCACGAGUGCCGGUGCCCUGCCGGUCACAUGAUCCGGGUCAACGGCACCAGGAAGUCGUGCGUGUACACGCUGUGCGCCACCCACCCCUGCCACCGGGGCACCUGCGUGGCCCACUCGCCGUCCAAGUACACCUGCCACUGCCCCGACGGCUUCCGGGGCCACCGCUGCGAGACCACCCUGCCCGUGUACCGCGAGGACGUGGGCCUCAGCUUCAGCUCCCUCUUCGCCAUCUGCAUCUGCUUCAUGGCGCUGCUGGUGCUGCUGCUGGGUAUCUUCCUGUACACGCGCUGGCGGAGCUACAAGGGUCUGAAGGAGGGCGUGUACCACGUCUCGGCCCACCACGACGGCUGGGAGGACAUCCGCGAGAACGUCCUCAACUACGAUGAGGAGGGAGGGGGGGAGGAGGACCAGAAUGCCUACGACAUGGCGGAGCUGCAGAAAUCCCUCCAGCCCAGCCCGGCCCAGUCGGUCCAGUACUGCCGCAUGCGGGCCCUGCACCACCCGGUCCUCCCGCUCUCCCAAACCCAGCACCACCACCAGUACCACCACCAGUACCACCACCUCCUGCACCACCAGGCCCAGCCCGCCCCGUCCCAAGCCCAGUCGCAGGACCCCCUGAGCCGGACCAACAGCUCCAGCACGCUGCCCCCCUCCGUGGCCUCCUCCUCCUCCUGCUCCAACAAACAGGGCUCCGCCUCCUGCUCCGCCGUCACCACGUCCACGGUGUCGGCCCCGCCCGUCCGCAGGGACGUGGCCCCCACGAGACUCCCGGCGCAGGGCCAGGCGCGGCCCCUGGCCCUGGCGCGCCGCUCCCUGUCCUUCUCCAGCCAGGACCUGGCCCGCUACCUGUGCGAGAUCAUCCGCGACGCGGACCAGCACCCGGACGCGGGGCCCUUCGACUCCCUCCAGGUGUUCUCCACCGAGGGGGGCGGCUCCCCCGCCGGCUCCCUCAGCUCCUUCGGCUCGGCGGGGCUGGAGGGGGGCGCGGGAGGAGGCGCGGACGGGGCGGCGGCCGGAGGAGCCGGAGGAGGAGGAGGAGAGGCCAAGAGAGAGGAGACGCUCGGGGACUGGGGGCCCUGCUUCGAGAAGCUGCGGGCCCUGUAUGAGCAGCCCGAGACCAGCGACCUCUGAAGCGCGCUCUCCGUCCGUCCGUCCCCCGCCCGCAACACCCCCCCCCCGCCCGCCAGCCGACCUGCCCAUACCCUGCCCCGCCCCGCCACCAGCCCCACGCCUCUCUUAUGAAGGGAUACGCACACAAACCAAAACGGGCAUGAAGAGACGAAGGAGAGAGAGAAAGAUCGGAACAUGAGUCGGAGAACCCCUGUGUGCAGGGAACAGACUUCACCGAACCCAAUCAAAACUAUUCCCAGUGGAAGGGGGCUCGCUGGAAGCCGGGAUCGGGCUACGCCCUGGAGAGAACCUGUACAGCGUUGUAACGGUGAGGGCUCGUUACCUCGGACGGCGACUUGUUCUUCAGUGUUGCGAUGAAUCUGAAUUUACGGAACGAUUCGCCCUGUCAGUCAGCCUCAGACGGACAGAUGAAACGCGGCCCUGCUUCCCCGCAGCAGCCGCGGGCCCUUCGGGGGCCCGAGCCUGACAUGCUCUGCUCUCCCUCCGUCGUGCCAUGACAUUGUCACAGGAACAGACAUUAUCAGACCUGUCAGUCAGAUCGCCCGCGGCCUGGGUUGCCUGGCUUGUCGGGGAUGUCUGCCGUGAUGGAAUUUAAAUCGCUGCACAAUCUCAGCUGCAGUUAUUUUUAAAAACCACCUGGAAAUUUUGACACCAUUUUUUCCAAUGUUGUAAAAGUCGCACGGAAUCGUUGUCAGUGGAAUGCCCCGGAAUUAAAAAUAAGGGAUAUUUGAGAUUUUUUUUUGCGAGGGAAUUUUUUUUAAGAUCAAAAGCGCCGGAUGGAAUUCAUAAGCUGAAAGAUAUCAUUCGAUAGGGAUGCCCAAAUAUCAAUAGACCUAUUGGUAUCAACAUCAAUACUCUACCUGUGUACUCAUACACAUAUGAUGCAAUACACACACACACCCAAAACAGACAAAAACACAAUGGAGAAAUAUAUGGGAGAAACCUUAAUAUUAACUAAUGAGACUAAUGGGUUGAAUACAAGUUGAUAAGAACAAAAACACAUUAGAAGUUUAGUCAAAAAGCAACUCACACACAUCCAUGAAGAAGGGUUUGGUAGCAAUACAAUUACAAACAUAGACACACCAACAACUAUAUCGAUGUUCUAAAAGGGGAAAUAUGACAAGAUUUGUCUUCCUUAGCUUCCUUAAAAUGUGCCGUUACCCCGGAGGAGACAAAGGAUUUAAAUAAUUGUUGUUGUGUUAUUUAAGCUUAAUGGAGGUUUUGUCAAAAGUAUAUCUGGUUCAAACACAGAACAAACAUUUAUAUAUAUAUAAUAACAUAUAAAAAAAUAUGUGUUUUAUAAAUAUAUUUUUUAACCAUAUACAAUGAACAUUCUUCUUUCUAACCCAUGAAUCUCAUUAUUCAAAUGCUAUUACGCUAGUAUCCCAAAAAAACGGAAAAACAAACUAGUAUUGGUGCAUCCCUAGCAUUGGACAAGUGGCGAAACACAACCAACAAGACAACCUAAACAUAAUGGAACGCCAAAUCCCAAAUUCAGAAAACCAUUUCGUAAUCUCACUAGAAUUGAUGGUCCUGGCUGUCAAGUACACCUGUUACCAUUCAUAGCAAUCAACAGAAUCCCUACCCACCUGGCUCCAAAUGCACUAGCUAGACCGGGCUAACGCAUUAGCAUCUGUUGUACAUAAUCAGAAUCAGACGCGCUGACUUACAAAAACAUUUCACCAAGAAGGUGGCCAGGAGAUGUAUUAGAAUGAAGUGGCAGAGCGGGGGUUGAUGUUGGUGAUAAGAGGGUGCAGACCGGUGAAAAUAUUUUCAGACACAUUUCACACUGCCUGGUGGAUUUUGGAUGUGCAGCUUCAGUCGUGCUGUUUCGCUGUAUACAGCUUGUUUUUAAUGUGCUGUAAUGGGGCGAGGAGGAGGGUAGAGGGUGGGCAUUUCGUUUUUCUGCCUUGUAUUUAUUUAUCAUUAUUAUUUAAAUGGGUUUAAAACCGCGUGUUGGGUAUCUGGGUGUUUUUUUUAACGUCUCUGCAGGCUCCAACCUCCCUUGCCUCUUGCCUUGCUGGGCAGGCAUCACUGUUGUUGGAGUCCCCGUCCCCCCCCUCCCCCCCUUCCUCAUUUUAUCUUCCACCACCCGUCCUCCUCCUCCUUCCCCCUCCACCAACACCUCAUGAAGAAGGAGACACACGGGACUUUAAAACACAGCUUUGUUAAAGAAAAAAGAGAAGAGAACUAAAAAGAAAGGAAUUUAGGGGAGAUUUGUGGACAGCAGGUAAAAAACAGAAGAGUCAAUACUUACCUCUGCUGCUGUGUUCCCCGAGCUGGAACUCCUAGGGCAUAACAAGCAACUAGGAGAAACGUGGCAAGUGUAUGCGAUUGGAAUGCGGCUGCUACAAGUGUAUUCAAGGUGACUUUACUCUGUGAGUAGGGCGAGGGUAGGACGUUAUAAUGAAGACAGCAUAGCUGUAUUUAUACUAAAGCGGUAAGACAUUUGUAGCAUUCAAUUCCCACACACACACACGCAAACACACAAAUCUUUAUUCAUUUUUCACUACAUUGUGUCUGUACUGAAACAGUACAAUAAUAGUGGGUGGAAAGCAAAUAAAGUCUGUAAUUUUGUUUUGUUCUGAUGAGGGGUCAUACGGAUGUCUUAUGCUUCAUUCUUCUCAUUCUCAUUGGCCGGUCUGGGUUACAAUUAUCAGCUUGUUCAGUGACCUAGGCCCACACCUACGUGGACAAUGAGAGGGGAAAAAAUGUGAUGGCAAAAAUGAACUUUCAAAAAUGUGAAACUACUCUCCUUGGCUCCUCACACAGAUGCUGAGAGAAAGAACGAUAAUUACAGAGCAGACAGCGAAUCAGAGAGGAAAAGGGUGGGCGGAUGAAAUGAGGGUGAGAAGGAGAGCAUAGUAUGAGUAUCCAAUCAACACUGUCAAGAUUGACAUGGCUGACUUGAGUACGUAGCUUAAGCCUUUAAAAGAGCAUAGCCGCGAAGUUGAAGUUCUAACGAAACAACAGGUUUGUUAUAAGUGUUGGGCUUCAAUCGACCAGAGAAAGAACGGCAUUAAGGGCAGCUUUCUGUUGAGGUGAGCGAGUCGGACACGAAAACGGGAUUCAAACCUGAUCCCCCGUCGCUCAGUCACAUGCGUCUAAAGAGAUGUAACCUGGGCCUUUUUUUAAUGGGUGUUUUUACUGUCACGGCUCUACGUGGUGAUGAGUCAUAGUCACUCAUUACGGCCGUCUUUUCCCUCCUGCUCAGCGAGCGCUGCUGGCAGAGGAGUUCUAAAGAGGGUCAGAGUCGCUGAGUGAGUUGCUGAGUGAAGACACAUCAGGCCGCUAAUCCUAAUAGGAGCCGAUGGCAUGCUGUCACGCUGUGGCGACAAAGGGAUUGUGAGAGAGACAGAGGAGUCCAUUUGUGACUUGUGGCUUUCACUUUCUCUGUUCUUUUUAUUUCUUUUGGAGCCGGGGGCCAAUUGGUGGCUUCGUAAAAUGAAUCCUCCAAGAGAGUGAUUUGUCAAUGGGGUAAAGUUUCAUUGUACUGAUUAAAAAAAGUGCCAGACACAGACACACUUAUUUGAGGAUUGACAAUGGGCAAAGACAGACGUAAACACUGGGAAUGUAAACCGAGAUGUGCAGAUGGUGUCAAAUAAGCCACCGCCAUCAGAAUACACGGGCGAGUUGAUGGGAAUUUCUUACUGCGCCUCGCAGGAGAGGAAGGGAGAGUUGUUUAUUUUAUUGCGAUCAUUUGUACCAUACAAUGGCUUCUUAAGUGUUGUGUUUUGGAUGCUGACAUUGUGUGCGAAAAAUGUCCUAUUUUUUUUUACCUUAUGUGUAAAUAUGAAGUUGGAUUCAAAAAGAAAAAAAGAUUUUUAUCAUGAAAAGCACUAUAUGGGUCACGAUUCAAAAGAGAAAUGUUAUAAAUAUGAACAUAUCUUUUUUAAUCAUUAUCUCGAUUAUGAGCUUUUAACGGUUAUGUAGUUGUUUUGUAUUUGCUUCAAUAUUUUUUUCUCAAUAAAUUCAUCUAUUUGCACCAGUGAUUGUGCUAAA